This is a messenger RNA of Rhodotorula toruloides NP11, 1197 nucleotides long. RefSeq names its product ubiquitin-like domain-containing CTD phosphatase 1. Gene Ontology annotation, molecular function: phosphoprotein phosphatase activity; protein binding. The transcript is spliced from 7 exons. The record is from RefSeq and is a predicted model, not a curated record. NCBI's taxonomy places the organism in Eukaryota, Fungi, Basidiomycota, Microbotryomycetes, Sporidiobolales, Sporidiobolaceae. The coding region runs from base 1 to 1197 and encodes 398 amino acids.
AUGGCAGAGAAGGAAAAGACACCGCUUCCCGAAGCAGCACACGGCGCGCUCACUCCGCAACCCGUCGCACCCCCCCCACCCGCCGCCGACUCGACUGGCGAGGCAGCUCUGGAGGCCUCCCACCUCGACGCAGAGCUGCCAGACGAGCUCGUAUACAAGCUUGUGCUCAACUUUCGCGGCAAGAAGCAGGAGGUCAAGGUCGUCGAGUCGGACACGGUGGGAGACCUCAAGCAGUUGCUCUGGAGUCUGACGAACGUCCCGCCCGAACGGCAGAAGCUGGUUGGGUUGACGAAGGGGAAGCUGCCGGGAGACGAAGAGGCCGUUGUCAAGCUUGGCCUCGGGGCAGGGGCAACGACGGGCAAGCUGAAGGAAUUCAUGAUGAUUGGGACGCCAGAGGGUGAGGAGGCCAAGGCUAUAGGGCCAUCUGAGAGGGAGGAUGGCGACUUGGACUAUUCGACGGAGGCCUCGAAGCUCAAAGCCUACAUGGCCGUCCAGUCUGUCCGGAACCGUCGCAAGCUCAAAGAGACGGCCGAGAAGCUCGAGAUCAACCUCAUCGCGCCGCCGCGACCAGGGAAGAAGCUCCUCGUACUCGACCUCGACGGCUGCAUACUGGACACGACCUGCUGGAAGCACCAAGAGUUCGGGACGGAGCUCUUCCAGCGACCCUACCUGCACGAGUUCCUGCGCGCCGUCUCGCCCUUCUACGAUCUGAUCGUCUGGUCGCAGACCCACUGGCGAUGGCUCGAGACCAAGAUUGUCGAGCUGAAUAUGAUCGGACCGUCGAAGAAGGGCGACUACCACCUCGUCACGACGCUCGACCGCUCGCCCAUGUUUUCGAUCUACAGCGAGCGCGAGGGCAAGGCGUGGAAGCACGAGGUCAAGGCGCUCGGACUGAUCUGGGCCAAGUUCCCGGGGCAGUACACCGCCGAGAACACGAUACACGUCGACGACCUCUCGCGGAACUUUGCGCUCCAGCCGAAGAACGGUCUCAAGGUUCACGCUUACAAGGACGCCUUGACGAGGGACCGAGUAGACACGGACAAAGAGCUUCUUUACGUCGCGCGGUACCUCCUCCAACUCUCCCUCGUCGACGACUUCCAGACUCUCGACCACUCGCGCUUCCGCAAAUCCAAACUUCCUCUUCCCGACGGCGUCGCAGAUCCGCUCCGCCUCGUGCGAGGCGAGGAGGAGAACUAG